Guillardia theta CCMP2712 is the source of this 1854-nucleotide messenger RNA. RefSeq lists its product as hypothetical. Bases 1 to 1854 code for a protein of 617 amino acids. NCBI's taxonomy places the organism in Eukaryota, Cryptophyceae, Pyrenomonadales, Geminigeraceae. The record is from RefSeq and is a predicted model, not a curated record. The transcript has a single exon.
AUGAACGGUUUCGUCGGAGUUGGCUUCAAACUGCUGUUCGUCUUUUGCUUGAUCCACCUGUGGAUUUCAGUUCGGCGAACUAGACGAGUCCACUCGUCCCGGUCCGGCGUGUCGGCUCUUACUGCCAUUGUGGAGCGGAUACAGAAUGUGGAGUUCCGGGUUAGGAUGGACGCGACUGAAGCUUUCUUCUCCGAGCGCACCGAGACCUGGGUAGAGUGCGCGGACGGUGAAAAGCGAACUUGCUUUCCCCAGUCCUCCAACUUCAGUUUGACGCCGCAGUCCAACCUCCAACUUUCUUCCUCCUACCGCUUCCACGGCUUCACGUCAUCGGAAGUGUUGACGAGUGACAGGCCCGAGGACCGCGGGCUCUUCUGCUCCCCCGGCCAAGUCCCCUUGCAUCUGUGCCGGGAGAACCCAUCGGAGAAGAAUGCGGUACUAGCCAUCCUCGUGCCGUCGAAGCCGCGUUACAUGCGAGCUGCCCUGAUGCCGGAGGAGGGGGGGGGCUUGCAGGAGGUCAGAAGUACUCGGAGGACGCGGUGGUUCCACAACAUCGAGAUCGUGCCAAGGGAGCAGUUGUCGUACCGCCAGGUCAAACUCAAAGGAGGGGAAAGGGCGAUUUCUGUUGCGUGCGAGGAAGACGAGAAGUGUGCGGGGUUUGACAACCGCGGAAAUCUGUACAGAAGUGCGCAGCGAGCAGAUCUUAUCCACCUUAGCAACACGUCGACGACGCGAUUCUAUACGAAGAAAAGGAUAUCAGCAUUUCCGCAGCCAUUCUUUGACGCCCAGAACCGCGUUUGGAAGUUAUACGACUCUGACCUGCCGGAGGAUGCAAGCGUUGUUGACAAGUGGUCGGGUAAUGUGAAGCAUUUGGCCGAAAGAUGCAGGAAUUCGAGCCAAUCGUGCUUCGCUUUUCAUGAAAACGGCCGAAUUAUCGAAAAAUCAACGUUUCCGGCGUUUCAUUCGAUGAAGCAGGAUUCUGUUCUUUACUUCAGAGAGGACCCUGGGCCCUCCGACUACUUGAUACCAACAAUUAACAGCAUCUUGUCCGAGACAGGCUUCUGCAAAACUAACAUGUUUCAAGGGAAAAUUCAUAUUUACGUUGUCGAUACAUCAGAGGAUGGGCGCAAUGACGCGGCGGCCUACCUGUCAAAAACGUACCGGAACAUGACUUGUCUGUCGGUUCUCAACGGGUUCGAGUACGGCAGGUUGCAGGAGCACGCUCUGCCGGCCUGGGGGGUCCCGCGGAACGGCAAGCGGACGGAGGUGAACCAGACCCUCGAUAUUGUGUCUGCUGCACAAAUUGUUCAAUCUAGGUCCCCCAAGGCUUUUUUUUUACUGUGGGAGGACGACUGCAAGAUGUGCGCCGGGAGCCUCAGGCUGCUCGAAGAGGCUCUGAACACCAUAGGAGAAGCCAGAAGGUCACCAGCCCAGAGCGCUGCCGCUGUUUCCCACCGCCAAACCGCGGAUUUCUGCGUGUUAAAGAUAGGAAAUGGAGGGUCAGGCCUGCUGAUCAAUCAUGUGUACGUUGGCCAGGCCAUCGCGUUCUGGAAGAAAUCUCGUGGACUGGACAAUCAUGAUGUGGCUCUAUACAAGUUCUGCAACGGGAUGAACUUGUCGCAGUUGAAGUCAAAUCAGAUUUAUUCUUCUCACCAGGGGCAAAUCACCUCGUUCAGAGAUACGGAGAGCAUCAGUGAACUGGUGAAGCACCUCUGGCCCCGAAAGAAGUGCUUUUCCACUCUCAACGAACAGUGGGGGAAGUACGUUAAAUGUCCCCACGACUUCAUGUAUCAGAGUUGGGCGUGUUCAACAACGGAACCGGACUCGAAAACAAAGUCAAAGAGCAGCCGUCGGUAA